AGAGGUGGUUUAUGUUAGACCAAGGGAACGUAGGAAUGAUGUAGGAGGUCUGAUAGAAGCAUGUCAAAUCAGGUUGUUGAAUGAAGCCUUAUAUUUCUUCCCUUAACAGGAAAUCUGAGAAAGGAGCAGUCAGCCAAGAUGUCGGGAGGCGGAGGCGCCGUUCCGAGAAAGGCCCAAACGCUCGACGAUCUUGUCGAGGUCCUCGACAAGCGUGAGAGGGCGCCGAACAAUGUUCCGAAAGUUGAUACGUUCCAUUUCAAAGGGGAACGGGUCUCCGAUUGGCUGGAUUUGGCUAAGCAGGCGCUGGUGGGACUGUCGGAUGUAGUAAAGUUUCAGCGGAUUCUGAGGUACGUCCUUCAUGGACACCAUCAGGAAGUGAGCAAGGUUGUGGAUGCCGCCAAUGGCAGUUGGGCAAGGUUCAAGGAUGGUAUGCAGAGGAAGUACAGGCUGGGAGAUGGCCUGUUGACUACGGCCGAUUUGGAGGCUAUGAACAAAGAUGACUUUACCACGAUUGGGGUGUUCGAGCAGGAGUUCAAGAAGAAGGCGAGGAAGGUGCAUGGGAUUGUCGAAGAAGCACAAUGCGCUAUCUUUUUGGGUUUGCUCACUGCCUCAGAAGCUUCGGAGUUGACGAGCCAUGGAAAUAGAAGUGCGAAGCUCACCUUGGCUACUAUCGACAAGGGAGUGAAGGAUGGAAGCUUGGACCAGGUGGAACAACACCAGAUGCGUUAUGGCAACAAAGCUGAGGUGCAGAAAAAGGUGGUGACCGUGGUCCAAGGUCGGGUGUCAGGGGUGGUGGAUGAGGAGGCCACGCACGAGGACUACGGAGGGGAGGAAACGGGCUCCCAGACCCUUACCAAGGCUCAACGCAAACAGCGCAACCUAUUGAUGGGCGGACAAGGCUCUGGAAAGGGGCAGGCUCCACAAACAGUUGUGGCGCCCCCGACCGCCGCCGCAAGCCCGCCGGCGAGUGAGGGGCCGCCAAGCUUUCCAGCGGCCCAGGGUCAAUUCGUGGUCCCACCUCCGCCCUCGCAGCAGGUGUCGCAGGCUAGCGUGGCCAGAGGAGGGAACCAAGGGCAAGGCGGGCAGGGUAAUGGUGGCCGAGGCCAAGGAGGUCGAGGAGGCGGUGGCCGAGGCCAAGGAAAGAAUGGUGGAGGUUACGGCGGUGGAUGGAAUGGCCAAGGGGGCCAGGACCAAGGAGGCCAAGGAGGCCAGGACCAUGGGGGUCAAGGGUACGGAAAGCCCCGCUUCGAUUGGAGGAAUGCCAUCUGUCGUCAUUGUGGCUAUCAGAGCCACACUAUAGGGUUCUGCCAAGGGCGGCGGGACGACGAGGCCUCCGGGUUGAUCUCCACCAACAUGGAUGGGGAUAUAUACGAUAAAUUUGGAAAGUAUAUUGACCCAAAGACUCCAGGCGGAGUAAGGCAAGAGGCCCAGAGGCGGGCGGCGGCAGGGCCAGCACCCCCAGCGAUGUUCAGAAUGUGGCAGGAAAGAGAAGACCCAGCCGUAAGGGUCGAGGAAAUUAUGGGAGACAGCGAGGAAGUGACUCAGCGGCUAAAGGCAGGAACCGUACAGGAGGAACCAAUAGUCGUCGAGUCAGAUGACGAGGAGUUGGGAGAAGAAAGAGAAUCGACCGUAACCAUCUUGGAGAAGAUGGAGGACUUGCUGGGGAAACCGGGUAGGUAGCAGCAGAAGCUACAGGGUUUGUGUGACGAGACCCGAGAGUGGGAGGCCAACCUCCCCGGAGUCUUCCUUUAUGAGUCUGGGCCCGA
Chara braunii is the source of this 1766-nucleotide messenger RNA. The record is from the annotation of a GenBank genome assembly. Lineage: Eukaryota; Viridiplantae; Streptophyta; Charophyceae; Charales; Characeae.